Molecule: messenger RNA, 2181 nt
Organism: Pestalotiopsis fici W106-1
Lineage: Eukaryota; Fungi; Ascomycota; Sordariomycetes; Amphisphaeriales; Sporocadaceae
Exons: 5
Coding region: 1-2181 (726 amino acids)
Biological process (GO): DNA-templated transcription; positive regulation of transcription by RNA polymerase II
Molecular function (GO): sequence-specific DNA binding; DNA-binding transcription factor activity, RNA polymerase II-specific; zinc ion binding
Source: RefSeq, a predicted model, not a curated record
AUGGCUCAGCAGAUGGGAGUCGUUGGCUCCUCACCAGAGACCAUCGACGUCUCUGGUACAUCUCCGAGCAUUGCGACGUCCUCUGAGCAAUCUGUGAGUCAGCAGCAACGCAAGGCGGGCAAACGGGACCGCGUUGCCUUGGCAUGCCAGAGGUGCAAGACACGGAAGCAAAAGUGUGACGGACAACGGCCAGCAUGUGCCUCUUGCGCACGUCUUUCCUUGAAAUGCGUCUACGUAGUCCCACUAGUUCCUGCUGCCGGGGAGAAGAAGUUAUACAUCAAAGCCCUGGAGCAGCGAGUGGCUGAACUUGAAUCUGUGCUGGCGUCUCUAGGGCACAUGGGAGUUGGAACUGACCACUUGAGAGGAAUGAUUGGCGCAUCCCCUUCAUCCUCUCUUCCACAGCAAGGCAUUCGUUCCGAGUCUCAGAGCUUGCAGCAGGAGCCAGAUGACGACGCCAAUGACAUAUUGAGUGCUGUCCGUGACUUGUCACUAUCGGCAUCUGGCCAUUAUGUUGGCGCAUCAUCCAACAUCACCAUCGGUCGUGUUCUCAGCUCCGUUGUCCAUAGCGCAAGAAACCCAGUAGCCAGUACUAUUGAUGACUCGAAUACUCAGGAAGAUGACGAUCCCGCACCAAAAUCAGUCUACUCUUUAGGACUUACGGACGCAGUUGGCGAGCCAUUUCUUGCUCCCAACGUGGCCAACAGGCUACUGCAAGCAUGGUUUCGGCAUAUUGCUACACGGUACCCAGUAUUGCACUCGGCCAAAGUCUUGGAGCUUCACGAAAAUAGGGGCAAUCUAACAGAUGUAUAUGAAAGAAGCAUGCUUCAUCUCGUCUAUGCUGUUAGUGGGCGUUGGCUCGAAUCCGCCGGCGAGAUUGGCCAUUUCCUCAGCGACCAACACUACGAUGCAGCAUUUGCCAACAUGGACACAAUAUUACCACUACGCGACUCUCGGACGGUGAACUAUUUAAUAUACAUGGCACUGUACUGCACACGAGCCCCCAGAGAUCCGGGAGCAUGGACGUAUGUUGGAGCGGCGAUGCGACUAUGCAUUGAAUUAGGAUUGCAUCGCCGCCAACGACGCCAGCAGCCUAGCCUUGAAGGGGAGAUGAACAAACGUCGCUUCUGGGCAACAUACUUUCUGGACCGCGACAUCUCCAUUGCCAUUGGCAGACCCCCGAGCCUUUCAGACCACGAUAUCGACGCAGAAUUUCCUCUAGAUCUUGAUGAAAACACGCAGAGUGACGACUUGAUCCGACAAGCAUCAAUGAAUGUUUCAAACACCCCAGCAGUCCCCCAAAAGACCCUUACCUCCUUCAUCCACAGGCUGAGGCUCAAGAAAUUGGAAUCAGAAAUUCAACAUGUCGUUUAUCGAGUUGAUCAACCAACAAAGGUUUCCGAUGCUACUGUAACGUACUUUAUGGAUCGCCUCAACUCCUGGAAACAAAACAUUCCGUUUGAGGCAAAUAACUUUGCUCGCCAAACUGAAGGAGCGUUUGAAGGCUUGGAACUCUACACGAUUCACUACUAUCGGUGUGUUCGAUUCUUGCUCUAUCCGACAUUGGCCGAAGUACCAGUCAACAUGCAGUACGUGAAGCUGUGCGCCGAUGCAUGUGCUGGGAUCAUUUGUGAUUACCGCAGAUUGCAUCACAUUUUUCCAGUGGGAUUUUCGGCACUCAGCAUACAAUCCAUGUUUCUUGCCGGGCUCACUCUAACAUAUUGUGCUUGGCUUGCACCUCCGGGUCAUAUCAACAUUGACGGCCCACUGACAGACUGCCAAUUGCUAUUAUACAUUGUAACAGAACGAUACCCUUCUGCGCGAAAAUAUCGUGAUGUCUUUGAGCGUAUCAAGAAGGCAAUCACAGAUCUCAUUGCACAAGGCAAGCAUGAGCCUCGACAUCCGGUACAUCUGGAUCCUUCGAUACAGGAAGGUGUUGCCAAAUUCCAAGGGCACUGGGAACCUGACAUGCCAGGCAUGGGCAACGAGUAUAACUUCAUGAUCAAUAAUAUGAUUGGAAAUCCCGUGACAACCCCUCCCUUUGAGCUUGAACUGGACCCUACGGCAACAGGCUUGGUUGGGCAAUCUCAUCAGCAGGCCCAAACGCUUGGUUUUCCUAUGUGGAACUCCAUGUCGCAUAUUCAGGGAGAUCACAUGAACGAGCUGAAAGGUCUCUUUCAAUAA